AUGCACACCAACCUGCAACUCAUGUCUGGGAAACACGAUGGCUAUCUUCUAGCAUCUGAAGAACUGUCAGAGGGAAAAGAAACAGACUUGUUCUACACAGCCCUGAAAGGCCCUGGAGGUCUCUCCCGGGCCCCCGAGACGUCUGGCAAGGCCUACUCCGAGGCUGCACGCCCCCGUCACCGCAGGGCAGCAGCCUCCCCCCCGGUUCCCGCGACCCCAGAGCAGCCAGACCCGGUCCAGCCCGGUGCCCGGCUCUCGCGGCCGGCCCCGGGGUCCCUACCACGAACCUCUUCCGGACCACCACCCCGGCUCCUCGGGGCUCCCCCCGCCGCCAGGAGUCCUACCGGCUUUCAGUUCAGGGACGAGCCGCUGCUGCCUGCGCGAGAGUCGGGUUCCCAAAAGCCGCUCUCGCCGCCUGCAGCCCGCCUUCCAGGCCGCGCCGGAUCCUCCGCUCCCCCUGCUGGCGAGCAGCCAUUUCCGACCUGUACCGGCGGAACUUGCCGAAGUGCGCAGUGCCGGAAAUGGCCGAACCCCGGGGCUGGCGAGCCUGAAGUCCGGGGAGGGGGAGGGGAAGGGGGAGGGGAGGGGAAUGGGGAGGGAGGGGGAGGGCAGAAGGGGCGGGGCGAAGGCUUCCCCGGCUCCGCCGACCGCGCCCGAAGAGCUUCGGAAGCCUCGGCCCCCGCAGCCGGGGUCGCCAGGGUCCGCGAGCGGCGGCGCUGGGGAUUGUGGGAGCCGCCCACGGGGAAGAAGCGCGGGCCCGCCUCUCUCAGCCCUCAGACCCGCCUCCUACUAGUGCCCCAACUCUCCGAAAAACCUCUCCGGGGGGUGCAGAGCGAAAGCUCUCCGCCGGUCCUGGAACGCGUUCCGACUCCAGAGCCUCAGCCAUUGAACUUCGGGUGUAAAACUAAAGCCGUCCCCACAGACAAGGCCUUCUUCAAUGAGCUGACGGUCUCCCAAAAGGCCUGGAGUUGGCAAACAGUGAAUAUUUAA
Molecule: messenger RNA, 990 nt
Organism: Rangifer tarandus platyrhynchus (Svalbard reindeer)
Lineage: Eukaryota; Metazoa; Chordata; Mammalia; Artiodactyla; Cervidae
Source: the annotation of a GenBank genome assembly